AUGCUGGGUUAUCAUUUGAUAACCACGUGGCAUAGUACGAGUGAUGACUUUGUUGUUGAACACGAAGGCUCUACCACCUUUGAGCUCUUUCAUGACGACAGUGAUGGCACUGGCCCCACCAUUUCGGAGUUCCUCCCCGGCUCAGGCUUCGACCGCCUACUCGAGCAAUUCGAGCAGAUUGAGAUGAAUGGCAAGGUCAAGAUUGGAAUCAAUGGAUUUGGAAGAAUUGGUCGUUUGGUGGCCAGGGUGGCUCUUCAGAGAGACGAUGUGGAACUCGUUGCUGUUAACGAUCCCUUUAUCACCACUGAUUACAUGACAUACAUGUUUAAAUACGACAGUGUUCACGGACACUGGAAGCAUCACGAUGUCACCGUUAAGGACUCCAGUACCCUUCUCUUCGGUGAUAAGUCAGUCAUUAUUUUCGUCCUCAGGAACCUUGAGGAGAUCCAAUGGGGUGAGACUGGAGCCGAUAUCAUUGUUGAAUCUACUGGAGUUUUCACCGAUAAGGACAAGGUCGCUGUCCAUUUAAAGCUUUCUAUUUACAGCACUAUACAUUUACCUAUUAACUAUUUUCGGCGCCCAUCGUGGAUGUUUCCGUUGUUGACCUCACAAUGA
Messenger RNA from Vigna angularis (adzuki bean), 615 nucleotides. RefSeq names its product glyceraldehyde-3-phosphate dehydrogenase 1, cytosolic-like. Gene Ontology annotation, molecular function: NAD binding; oxidoreductase activity, acting on the aldehyde or oxo group of donors, NAD or NADP as acceptor. NCBI's taxonomy places the organism in Eukaryota, Viridiplantae, Streptophyta, Magnoliopsida, Fabales, Fabaceae. Bases 1 to 615 code for a protein of 204 amino acids. The record is from RefSeq and is a predicted model, not a curated record. The transcript is spliced from 6 exons.